CGCUGCCUGACAGAGAGGAGAGGAUUGUCGGCGAUCGCGGGGGGGACGGGCGGCCUCAUCCUCCGCCACAUCCGUCCUCCUCAUCCUCAUGGCCUCCCGAGCACCCUGCUAACCCGGAGCACAGGACCCGGAGAUCCCGGGGACACCGGCGACCGGAGGGACUGAGAGGAGCAGCGCCGGGAAGAUGGCGGAGAGGCUGGAAUGGGUCGAGAUCAUAGAGCCGCGGACACGAGAGUGUAUGUACGCCAACCUGAUCACAGGGGAAUGUGUCUGGGAUCCACCGUCCGGCGUCCGGAUAAAACGCACCAACGAGAAUCAAUGGUGGGAACUGUUUGACCCCAAUACAUCUCGAUUCUACUACUACAAUGCAAGCACCCAGAGGACAGUCUGGCACCGGCCACAAAACUGUGAUAUCAUCCCUUUAGCCAAACUACAGACACUGAAGCAGAACACAGAGUCCCCCAGGGCAUCGACCGAAAACAGCCCGGGACGGGGCAGCAACAUCAGCAGAGAAGGGAGCACCAGCUCGUCCCUGGAGCAGGAGCUGGACGGAGGAGACAAGGGUCCUGACCAAGUGAAAACCAAUCGCCACUCAGCUCCAUACUUCGUGGUGAAAGAGGACUCAGACAGGACGUCUUCCCUCAGAUGGAACACAGGCACCAAAGAAAGAAUGCUGAUUAAAGUGACAGACCGAGAGCCCAGCUUUCUGAUGCACCAAGGGAACGGUUAUACUACUGACAAUUCACAAGGUACCCGCACCCGCCGGCCGUCAGGGGGACAGCCAUCGCCCAUCAUGCAGACAUUCUCAGUCGAUACCGACAACUCUGUCUUUUUUUCUGAGCGAAAGCAGUCACCAUAUAUGAAACGAGCAGAUCAUGUCGGCUCUUGUUCCCCAUUACUUGGACGAGGGGAAUCAUUCUGCACCUUACAACACAGGAAGCAUUCCAAUGAGUCUCAGCCAUCAUCUCCUCGCUAUGCCUACGAGCCGCCACUGUACGAAGAGCCUCCCAUGGAGUAUCAGGCUCCCAUCUAUGAUGAACCACCCAUGGAGAUGCAGUAUGAUGCCAGUGGGAACUACAGAGCAAUGUCCCCUCAAAAGUCCCCUGUUCGCAAGCCACAUACCUUUCUUCAAUCUCCAAAACAGGCCUCCAACUCUCCGUACCAACAGCUGGUGUUGACCAAACAGAAAUGCUCGGACAGGUUCAUGAGUCUGGAUUACAGUCCGGCGGGCAAGGAAUAUGUCCGCCAGUUAGUGUAUGUUGAACAGUCUGGUUCCAGCCCCAAGAUGAAAACGGGUUUAAGGCACAAAUACAUGCCUAACACGAUAGGUGGGUCAUACUCAUUGCAACACAAUCCUCCGUACAUGAGGGACCAGCGUCUUGAAGUUAAAUCUGGAGACUACAGUAGUAUGGAAGGUUCAGAUUCACGGCAAGGUCAGCAACAACAUCCGUUCCACUCAGAAGACUCCAUGUCUUGGUCUAGUCAGCAGGACAGCAUGUCCUCUGCCAAUUAUUCUCCCAACACAAGGAAAAGGAAAAGCAGAAAACCUUCUUUGUCUCUUGAACCGAACCCAUCUCCGUCCGAAGGAUCAUCUGAUAGAGAGGGGCACAACGACCAGGGUAUGAUCGAGGAAAGGCCUUCAUCAAUGCCUAACCGCCCACUGAUGAGCCGAACGGAAAGCCGCUCAUCGGAGGCAGACAUGCAUCGGACCUCUACAGAAGCUUUCAUGGCACAAGCCCGGCUUGCCUGGGAGGCCCAGCAGGCGCACUUCCACAUGAAACAGAGAAGCAGUUGGGACUCCCAGAAGGAUGGCUCCGGCUAUGAGAGCGAUGGUGCAGUGCCUUUACCGAUGCCAGGUCCUGUUGUUAGGGCCUUCAGUGAGGAUGAAGCACUCGCGCAGCAAGACAGCAAACACUGGAAGAGAAGCACCUUUGAAAAACUUGGGUUUCCACAAAUACUGUUGGAAAAAAGUGUGUCCGUUCAGACCAAUUUGGCUUCUCCAGAGCCGUAUUUACACCCUUCUCAGUCUGAAGACCUCGGUGCCUGCGCUCAGUUUGAAAACAGUCGAAACAACAGGAACAUGAUGCCCAGUUCCAGCUGUGUCUUUCCAACCUUCACCUUGAGGAAGCCUUCUUCUGAGACCGACAUUGAGAACUGGGCCUCCAAGCAUUUCAACAAGCACACGCAGGGCCUUUUCCGGAGGAAGGUGUCCAUUGCCAACAUGUUGGCCUGGAGUAGCGAGUCCAUCAAGAAGCCCAUGAUAAUGACCAACGACCGCAAUGUGAAGAAGGAGGCCUGCGACAUAUUCAAGCUCAUUCAGAUGUACAUGGGAGACCGCCGAUCCAAGACCGACCAACUCAGCGUCGCCUUAGAGAUCGCGACCAAAGGGUGGAGCAUGCAAGGUCUGAGGGACGAGCUUUACAUCCAACUGUGCCGGCAGACCACCGAGAACUUCCGCUACGAAAGCCUGGCGCGUGGGUGGGAACUAAUGACCAUUUGUUUGGCUUUUUUCCCACCAACUCCUAAAUUUCAUUCUUACUUGGAGGGAUAUAUUUAUCGACACAUGGACCCUGUGAACGACACGAAAGUGAAUCAUCACAUAAAAGAACUUCUGGAAAGAAAGAAGAGAUCCAAUAUGAGAAAGAAACCAAAACCUUAUAUUGAAGAGCGUGAUGGAGUGGCGAUCAGCACCUAUGCCAAAUACUGUUACAGGAAACUUCAGAAAGCAGCUCUGAUGGGAGCGAAAAAGGGAUUGAAGAAACCAAACAUUGAGGAAAUCCGGCAUGCCCGUAACGCUGUGUUCAGCCCUUCCAUGUUCGGAAGCUCCUUACAGGAGAUCAUGAAUAUGCAGAAAGAGAAAUAUCCAGAAAGGCAGCUGCCUUGGGUACAAACACGGCUCUCCGAGGAAGUCUUGGCACUAAAUGGUGACCAGACUGAGGGCAUUUUCAGGGUACCUGGAGAUAUAGAUGAAGUAAACGCCCUAAAGCUGCAGGUUGAUCAGUGGAAGAUUCCAACCGGCCUAGAAGACCCCCAUGUUCCAGCGUCGUUAUUAAAACUGUGGUACCGGGAGCUGGAGGAGCCUCUGAUUCCUCACGAAUUCUACGAGCAGUGCAUCACUCACUACGAGAACCCAGAGGCGGCCAUUGCAGUUGUGCAUUCACUCCCAAAACUGAACAAGAUGGUGCUGUGCUACCUCAUCCGCUUCCUACAGGUAUUUGUCCAGCCAGCCAAUGUGGCUGUUACAAAAAUGGACGUCAGUAACCUCGCCAUGGUGAUGGCGCCAAACUGUCUGCGCUGCCAGUCGGACGAUCCGCGUAUCAUCUUCGAGAACACCAGGAAAGAAAUGUCCUUCAUCCGGGUCCUGAUCCAGCACCUGGACACAAGCUUCAUGGAGGCCGUUCUAUAGCAGAUUGUGAUGUCCCCCAGGACCCGCGAAUACAGGAAUAUUGUGCGACUGUCUCUGUCUUCUCAUUAUUCCAGCAGAGACCUCCGCUCCCACCACAUUCUCAUCCUGUACAGACAACAUGGAGUGAAUGAGUCAUCUGCUGUGGCAAUAAGGACCCCAUACCCCUCCACCUCGGACCAAAGUGCAGCAUAUGUCCCUGCAAGGCAUGAUGGGAGUGCAGGACACUGACUGCAGGGGUUAACGUGUAUGCAUACAUGUGCCAGAGUUGUGAGGCGUGUUGUUUUGUGACUGUGCUGCAGCACAUAUAAUGUGCUUUCCAUUACCAAGCUUAUAAAAUAAGCCGUAUCCUCUCCCAUGUCAGGCAUAGGUCAGCUCUACCCUCCACGUAGAUCAGUGAGGCUGCCCCCUGGUGGUGGGCUGUGAAUAUGAACAAGAUCAGUGAUGCUGCCCUCUAGUGGUGGGUGCUGGUAUGAACAGAUCAGUGAUGCUGCCCUCUAGUGGUGGGUGCUGGUAUGAACAGAUCAGUGAUGCUGCCCUCUAGUGGUGGGUGCUGGUAUGAACAGAUCAGUGAUGCUGCCCUCUAGUGGUGGGUGCUGGUAUGAUCAGAUCAGUGAUGCUGCCCUCUAAUGGUGGGUGCUGGUAUGAACAGAUCAGUGAUGCUGCCCUCUAGUGGUGGGUGCUGGUAUGAUCAGAUCAGUGAUGCUGCCCUCUAGUGGUGGGUGCUGGUAUGAUCAGAUCAGUGAUGCUGCCCUCUAGUGGUGGGUGCUGGUAUGAACAGAUCAGUGAUGCUGCCCUUUAGUGGUGGGUGCUGGUAUGAACAGAUCAGUGAUGCUGCCCUCUAGUGGUGGGUGCUGGUAUGAACAGAUCAGUGAUGCUGCCCUCUAGUGGUGGGUGCUGGUAUGAACAGAUCAGUGAUGCUGCCCUCUAGUGGUGGGUGCUGGUAUGAUCAGAUCAGUGAUGCUGCCCUCUAGUGGUGGGUGCUGGUAUGAACAGAUCAGUGAUGCUGCCCUCUAGUGGUGGGUGCUGGUAUGAUCAGAUCAGUGAUGCUGCCCUCUAGUGGUGGGUGCUGGUAUGAUCAGAUCAGUGAUGCUGCCCUCUAGUGGUGGGUGCUGGUAUGAACAGAUCAGUGAUGCUGCAAUCUACUGACAAGCUGCAUGUGUGAACAGAUCAGCAUGGCUAUAGAAAGGUAGGCACAGGUCAGUGAUGCUGCCCUCUAGUGGUGGUUAAAGAGAAAUGCAGAGGUGCAACCCUCUCGUGUUGGCUAUAGAAAGGUAUUCACAGGUCAGUAGUGCUGCCCUUUGUCGGUGGCUAAAGAAGGGAUUGCAGAGGUUAGUGCUGCCCUCUAGUGGUGGCUAGAAAAGGGUAUGCUGGAGGGUCAGAAGGGCAGCUGGUGCUGGGACCCAUAUUAAUUACCAGGAGCCAGCAAGAGGAAAUACAUGGAAAAUGGAUGUAAACAAUAUAAUUCUACAUUGGUUAUUAAAUGAAUCACCCUGUGGCCGCGCCAACUGCUGGACGGAAUGGCUGGGGGCGUCUGGCGCUGUCUCCGAUGCACACAUUAUUUUAACGCUGCAGAUGCCCAGUGAGCUGUUCUGCUUUUAAUUGGCUCCAUGACGGCAGAGUGAGCAGUGCCCAUCCCUGGCCGGGUGCUGCCCGGCAGGGAGUAACUGGAGGCAGGUUACCAUGGAUAUGUCGCAUUCUCAUGAGCUCGGGGGCACCCGAUGUAACAUGUACAAAAGCGAUAAUUCCAGCCCACUGUGCACGAGAUCAACCUGACCACAGCGGAAAAUAAAUCCAAGAAAGAAACGAUCCAGCACAGGACAAAAGCGUCACAGCAGAACAGAGUCACAGCACCCUCUGCAGGGCCGCCUACGCGUUUCAAAGGCCUAGUGCGUUCUUAGUCGUGGCCAAGUAGAACCCCACGGCAUCAGAUGAAAUCGAUUUACCAUUACAGCAGGUAAAUUCAGUAUACAAUGUGUCGCCAUUUACACACGGUACCGCAACAGCUGUAAUCAAAUCUAUAAACCACUAAAAACAAAUACAAGUGAGUAUAAAACCAACACACACAAUGCACACCUUCUGUAUCGAGGCCUCCUCUUUCCUCACUGCCGGGGUCCAUACUUACAGUAUAGCGGGUGACGUUAUUAACAAUAUCCGUUACAAAGUGCAGGAAAUACCAUCCCUGGUGCUCACAGUUAUCCGGGCCCCCCAUGAUCAGAGCCGGAAGACCCUGGUGGAAACCGAUUUGGUAGCGGAGGCAGAAGACGAGGUGGUGACCUGUGAACGUACAUUUAAUAUAUCGCCAAUGGCGAUUCGCCAUCACUAAAAAUGGGGAGGAAGUAAGAAGCGUAUUACCAAGAAUAGUAGUCCGACCCUGGUACCUACCUACAGUGGACACAAAGGAAAAGUGUGCUGAAUACUUACCUGUCCUUACAGAUGAUGGUUGGUUGCUCGGAGAUCACAUACCAUAUACAGUGGAUAUACAAAGUCUACACACCCCUGUUAAACUGUCAGGUUUCUGUGAUGUAAAUAAAUGAGACAAAGAUAAAUCAUUUCAGAACUUUUUCCACCGUUAAUGUGACCGAUAAACUGUACAACUCAACUGAAAAACAAACUGAAAUCUUUUAGGUGGAGGGAAGAAAAAUAUAAAAAUAAAAUAAUAUGGUUCCGUAUUUCUAGUGCAGCUGAACAUUUCAUCCAACAGAUGAUUAUAGAAAGCGUACCGCCCGGGGGUGGAGGCUUAAAACGCCAACCUUUAGACAGGGAGGCAUAUUGGAUAUUUCGUAAUUUAAGACGGGAACUUCUGCGUCGUUAUUGGAAGUCCCUUCAUGGCCGGCCGCCAACGUAUGCAAAGUCAGCGACAUAUAUGUAUAAGCAAAUCGUUUCUGUUUUCCUUCACCCAUCUUGUAUACAUUUAAUAUGUGAUAUAUCUUCCCUCAUCAUCUGGCUCGCGAGUGCGUUGAUUUUAUAUUCACUUGUAUUUGUUUUUAGCUGUUGCGGUACAUGACACCUUGUAUGCGGAAUUUACCUGUUGUUGGUACCGCCAGUCUAUAGUGGUUAAUCAAUGCCCCCUGAUGCUGUGGGGCGCCUACUUUACCCUGACUCAGAUUGCACCAGGCGUCCGAAACGCGUAGGUCGUCUCCCGCACUGGAUGCUGUGAUUUUAUGCUUUAACAGAAUAAAGGAGAUUACGGUUUUAUCAAGUGCUGGAUCAUUUCGUUCUUGGUUCUAUGAUGUGACCUGCUCAGAUCCGUUAGAGAGGGGCACAGUCUGAUGUGCGCGUGUUCUAUGCUCAGCCGAAUAAUCUGGUAAUGUCACAGCACCCGCCGCUGGGCGCAGAUUUAUCCGCCUUUUCUGUGCCAGUCUCGAUCUCCUGUUUGCUGGUGUGCGAUGUGCAGGCCUCGUAAUAACUCCGUGCAGCUAUGGGCUGGCGUAGAAUUGAUCUAUAAUUUACAGCAGUUUCUGGGGAAUUUAUGGUAAAUCUGGCGGGCCGUGAAGGCUCCGCCCCCUCCUAAUCCCACCCCUUUUAUUUGCACCAUUUGAAAAGUAGCAAAAAAAAGCAAAAAGUUGCAAAUGAUGGCGCCCCCCUCCCAAUGUGUCUUCUCGUGACUACGCUGGCAGGAUGACAUCAUCGCUUAUGUCACUUACUCGUCCGGCACAAAGCUUUAGAACACUAUUUAUUUAUUGGUUAUUUAACGCCCCCUUGUCUCUCGAGGACGGUGAUAGGACUAAUAACUUCUCGACUCUUGGUCUGGUCGCUGACAACCUAGUGCAAGCCGCGCUGCCUGGAGGCUGUUGUCGCGUUGAUGUAUUAUGUCUGUAUAUAGAGAGUUCUCACUGUAAAUUAUAUUUAUUGGAUGAGGAUCCGUUCUGUACAUUAUCACACGUCUGUGCGCGCCGCCGCCGCGGUGUUCUUAUAGUGCACAUGAUGUGUACAUCCCUCCCAUGAUCCUCUGCAGGUAGAAACGUGUCGGCCUCCACAUCGGGCUGCCAUCGUACGUGCGCUCUCCUUGUGGGCGGCUGCUCUCAAUGUGGCGGUCCACCCAAAGAUAUAUAUGCACUGCCUGGAGCGGACGGGUGCGACAAUCAUCUGUUCUCUUACAUCCGUUAUUCUUUCAGGUUUCUGUGAGGACCUUUAUCAGAAAUAAACCACUGUGUAAUUUCUAGACAGGACUGUGAGUGCAGCGCUGGAUGUAACCGGAGCAUAAGACGCAAUGUAGUUCAGACCCUGAAACCAACAAAUCAAUGAUUGCAGCUCUGGAUGUAACCGGAGCAUGAUGUAGCUCAGACACUGAGCCACCAGAGGGCAGCAAUGAGAUCCUGCAGCUUCAGAGCUGAAUGGAAACCAACAGAGCAAUGACUGCAGCUCUGGAUGUGAUCGGAGUGGAUGAUGUACCUUUUGAUCAGUAAAAGGAUAUUUAGCUUUAUACUGUGAAUCUCCCUUAAACCUGGAGCUUUACCGUCAUAUUUAAAGGGGUGGUUGCACCAAGACAAAAAAACGGUUCGGUGAUUAGGGAUUACAUAGAGAAAUAUGGAAGGGGUGGCACAGUGCCAACUUUCUGCCAUCCCUUGCUGCAGAUCCUGCCAGGUUCUCAGCCGCCAGUCCACAAAGCGCCCCAGUGCCCUGCGAGAGCGACUCCGCGCCAUCGCCCUUCCCAGUCUGUAUCGUAAGAUGAAAUAUCCUGACUCUACCCUCUCCCAUCAUCAUCAUCAUCUAUGUCCAGAGAGAGAAAGGGACCCAGCGCCAUCAUGUGACCCCAAACCAUCUAGAUCAUUGACCGCCAUGAUGUUUUCUGUGGAAAUGAGCGUCAAUCAAGGGACAGAAAACGUAACGCGUCCGACCGGAAUAUUUUUCGUUCUUUCUUCCAUAAUAAUCACGAUCUGUAAUAUAAAUGAUGCAUUGUUACCGUGUACAGAAGAGGCGCGAUUCCUGCAUGAUCCAUACACGAUAUACUGUAUAAUCACCAGACUUGUCACCGUGCGCUGACCCCAUCAUUGAUACAGUGCCCCCCACCCGCUGUUGGAAUCCCGGGGUCCGUGUGUGUGUGCAAAUCCCCUCCCGGUACAUGUACACGCAGCCACGACCCCGCUUCCUGCGUACGACAACCACCAGCUUUACAGCUCUAGAUCGGAGGAGGUUUCCACGGACUUGGUUUCUUUCUGUUCCUUUUCCCGGUAGAGCGACACGACAUUGUACAUGACGCCGGCCAUAGAGCUUUGCUUUGUAGCCUUCUACGUCUUGUUUUUUUCACUGUUUUUACAGAAUCUAUUUAAUUUUUAUUUUUUACAACUGUUUUAUUUAUUAAAAAAAUAAUAAUUACGGAAUAAUUGUUAAAAAAAUAAUUACAAAAAUUGUGUCGAGAUGAGAACAAUCUGAUGCGAGUCAACUCGUUGUAACGACCCCUCCUUGGUAAAGCGAUGGUUCUAACAUUCUUCUUCUUCCUAUUGAGUAGAUGCAGAUGUCACAGUGCGUCCACCGGAAUAAAGA
This is a messenger RNA of Bufo gargarizans (Asiatic toad), 8890 nucleotides long. It is a transcript of the gene ARHGAP39, whose product is annotated as Rho GTPase activating protein 39. Lineage: Eukaryota; Metazoa; Chordata; Amphibia; Anura; Bufonidae. The coding region runs from base 185 to 3406 and encodes 1073 amino acids. Gene Ontology annotation, molecular function: protein binding; GTPase activator activity. Gene Ontology annotation, cellular component: cytoplasm; cytoskeleton. The record is from RefSeq and is a predicted model, not a curated record. The transcript has 10 exons. Gene Ontology annotation, biological process: signal transduction.